This is a messenger RNA of Symbiodinium natans, 1770 nucleotides long. NCBI's taxonomy places the organism in Eukaryota, Dinophyceae, Suessiales, Symbiodiniaceae. The record is from the annotation of a GenBank genome assembly.
AUGGCUGAGGAUGAACCUGCUCCUGUGGCCACCGAGCCCGCCGUAGCCGAGCCUCCCAUGGUGGAGCCUUUCGAGCCUGCCGAGCCUGCCGCGGUGGCCGAGCCGCCGACCGAGGCUCCUCAGCAAGCGCCCCAACCCAAACGGCGAGGGCGACCGCCAGGUUCGAAGAACAAGCCAAAGCCGCCCCCGACUGUGGCCGUGGCGGAGCUUCCGAAGCAUGCGCCUGAGCGACCUUCGGAUGAGCCGCCGGCACCGGAGCCGCAGCAAGAGCCCCGCCAGGAGCGAGCAGAGGAGCCAGAGCCCCCGCAGCCCGUGCGCAUGACGCCCUCGGAGGCUCGCCGCGCUCGGCAGCUCUCCCGCCGCAAUGCUGCGAGCCUUCCACAAGCAGUACCCCAGAACCUGACGCCGCUGCUCUACAAGCGGCAGCAGCAAUUGAUCGAUGCCCGGGCCUUCAACGAAUGGCUGGCCAACCGGCGUCAGCGCCAGGAGGGUGAGGCAUACGCAGACGAGCUGGGGCGCAUGACCGACGCCGUCAACAGGAGGAUCCCCCAGUUGAGGCCCUCCUACGGGCAAGUCCUGGGCUACAUAGCUGAGGGCGAACCCUUGCCGAUCAAUCUCCCGAACCGCAAUGCGUCCAUCCUGACUUCCAGUCACUUUUGGCUGGACGACUACCCGCAGAGCAGCGAGCCCGAGCCAGCCCCGCUGCCCCACACGACCGUGGACCCCGCGGCGGCCUUCGAGGACACCAAUGAAGGCUACGAUGGCGUGCCCUUCCCCCGCCGAGAUUUCCUGCGCCCCCGGCCUUUUGACGUGGACAGCGAGUCUGAUUUUGGGGCUGUGGACCCAGGCCAAGCUCUGAGAAACGACGGGCUGGAGCCCCCAGCACCGCCAAGCUUCUUGAGCCGACUGCAGCAGGCCGAAGCUGCGGCGGGAGCUGCGGCGGGACUGGCGGGCUCCGCCUCGGCCAUCGCAGGGCACGGACAGGACCUCUACAACGCCGCGCGCAGGGGGCGCAAUUGGAUCGACCGGAACCUGCGCAUCCCGCGCACACCCGAGGGCCUUGCACCCCCGCCAGACGAAGUGGCCCCACCACAGAUCAUCGGCAGGCCCAGCGAAGUGGAGCCAUUGCUGGAGCGCGCGGGGCAGCGGGCCCAGGAGGUGGAAAGGGCUGCAGCCCGAGACAUUGAACAGUUCAUGAGCGAGCAGGUGGCCGAGGCCGAGGCCACGGAGGGCUUCGCUUCCACCGCAGAAAUGGCCGCGGGGGCCGCAGAAGCAGCAGCGGCGGCGGAGGGCCCCAGUGCGCUGGCACUGUUCGGCGAGGCGGGGCGGCCGCACUCGUGGGAACCACUGCACGGCGGCAUGGUGGCGGCGGAGCACCUGAUGGGCUGGGGCGGCGGAGGAGGCACCGACACGGACGCCUCCCGCCCCAGCUCCGCGCCCGACAUCCAGACCUUGAAUGGCAUGCAGGAGUUUGGAGCCGAGCAGCACUUCCAGGUCCGGGAGCCGCAGGCCUCGCGGCAACGCCCGCGGACGGAGUUUUACCGCCUGGACACCGAAAGCGAGUCGGAGCCGCGGGCCCAGCCGCCCCCGAGGGUGCAGGCUCGUCCCGCGAGGCCCACGCGCUUCCCGACGGGCCUCAACCCCGCUCCCUUGGCGCAGUCCUCGGGCAGCGACUCCUCCCGCGGGCCUCGCAUGCAGCGUCCGUCCCGCGCCGCGCCGCCCCCUUCCUUCGAGGCGCUUCGCAGCGCGAGCGAGCCGGAGGCCGCUUGA